Molecule: messenger RNA, 1164 nt
Organism: Echinococcus granulosus
Lineage: Eukaryota; Metazoa; Platyhelminthes; Cestoda; Cyclophyllidea; Taeniidae
Exons: 1
Coding region: 1-1164 (387 amino acids)
Source: RefSeq, a predicted model, not a curated record
AUGUCUGAUAAGAAUAGUCUUAGAGGCACCGUGGAUCAUAUUAAAAUACAGAAGUUCAAAAAGACAAAGGGCUAUGAAUCUAAGUUGGACAAACUCUAUGAAAAGGCCUUGAAGGCAAAACCGGGCAAAGAGAACAUUGAGGUAAAAUCAGUGGGUAAAUCCAUGAAGUUCAAAUCCUUUGGCAAAAAACCCUCUCCGGUUAAUGCUAUCGACUAUGAAAAGAUAAGGAGCCUCAAGAAAUCCUCUCCCGCUGAUAGGGUUGUCGCCUUCGCCUACCCGGGACCGGAUGAAAAAUCACCUAUUUUGCUGCAAACGAUGCGAUUUAAGGAGGAGAAGGCUUACAACAGCUUCACAGAGAAAAUGGAAGGUCGUGUGCAAUCUCCACCACCCUCGCGCCCUCAAUCACCUCCAUAUUCUGAACGCCCCACUUCUGAGCAUCCAGCGGGCCCUACAACACCUCCUACAACCGAGCGAACCAAGAACAUCAGGACUCCUCCACCUUCUACUCGCUACUCAUCGCCAUCUUUCUCGUCUUCUUUGUCAUCUUCCACUUAUCGUCGCAAGACACCAAGACAUCAUUCGAGCAAACCAAAUCGUUGUGUGCAAUCCUACAUUUCUACAGAUGGCCUAUAUCAACCCUCUCAUAGGAGAGCUCGAAGCAAGAGCCCUAUUAUAAGAAUUCACUCGCCCUAUCAGACCACCUACAUCACGACUACCUCAAGAUUUCACACAUCACCACCACAAAGUCGGGCGUCAUCAGCCAGACAGAGGAGGUCACGACCUUCAAGGCCACCACAAAGGCAAGUCAAAGUAUGCACGAUCUAUAAGAUGUCAAGAAAUGCCAGAUCGGGAGGCAGUUAUAGCUCCUCUUCCGAUAAAAGUUCUAGUACAAUGACUGAAUCAAGCAAUUCCAGUGCCUAUUCAAGGGGUUCAUUUAGAUUGCGGCCAAGGGUUUACUACACAAGCAGCAGUAGAAGCAGCAGCCGCAGCAGCAGUGGUUCAAGUUCAGACGAAGGACCAGAACUAUUUGGUACAUCCAUUCCAGAAAGCCGAUCCUUUGUCAUUUCGCGUUGUACCAGGGAUGGGCAUUCCACAAUGCGAUGUCGUCCGGUAGGAGGCAUCACAGUGACAAGUGAGACUCCCAGUUUUACCUACGAGGCCUAA